AUGCCUGACAGUGUCAGCUCCAUUGAAAGCUAUGACUCGGAUGAACCUCCCCCGUUAGAGAUCAAUAAUAAGCAGCUUCUAGCAUGUGCGACAAAUAUCUUGGGAACCCUUUGCACAAGUGCUGUCCCCAUGACACGAGGGGUCAAUCAUGAGGUCUUCCUUCUCUCAUUUGAAGCCAAAGGCAAUACUCACCCAGGCCUCGCACAGGCUGGUCAUCGCUGCAUUGCACGAUUCACUCGCGUCAACUCGGUUGAUGCCACGCGGAGAGAUGCGAGCGAAGUGGCGGCACUGCGGUACCUGAAGUGCAAAACCGACAUACCUGUCCCUGAAGUCUAUCACCAGGAUCUCGGCCUUGAUAACCCAGUGGGAGCACCUUACACCUUGAUGGAGUAUAUACAGGGACGACAUCUUUACAAGCUCUGGGAUGCUCUUGACCUCGUUGCAAAGAAAGCAGUGCUCUCGCAAAUCGCCACAGUAGUCGCCAAGUUCGCAUCGCUGCGCUUUCAAUCAAUUGGAUCUCUGAACGACGAAGGCAUCGUCGGACCUCUUAUCACUCCUGCUACAAAUAUUCGAAGAGGUCCAUUCUUUUCAACCAAAGAAUACUUGCUCUCAUUCGUGUCAACUGAUAAUAUCUCUUCGCCAGAGCUGAUUCAACUCUUUGGUCAGAUUCAGACAGAACUUGAUGCAUUCUUUACAAAGACAAAGGAGGACUCAGGUCUUGCGCCACCAUUUGCCAUGAUUCAUGCCGAUUUUGAUGGUCAAAACAUGCUCUUCAUUGAGCAGCCUGGCGGUUUGCCACCAAAACUAGCUGGGAUCAUUGACUUUGAGUACUCUUAUACCGGACCUCUGUACUAUCUGUUUGAAUACCCGAUUUUCAUACAAGAUGUUUCUUGGUCCAAAGAGCUUUACCCCAUCAACGCCAUUUUGCGGCCUCAUUUUGUUCGCGAAAUUUUGAACAAACUACCCGAUGAAGAAUCACGGAGGAUCCUCAUUGCAUGUAUGAACAGCAAAAGCUAUACUCUGAAUAGCUUCCAAUCGUCUUUCAUGUUCAUAGAAUCCACCGAAAAUGGUCUCAUCGAACUGGCUAAAUCUUACUUGCGGUGUGUGAGAGAGGGUACACACCCUGCCUACAUGGGAAGGUUGGAUUACACUGCGGAGCUGUAUCUAGCAGACGGGAGUGUGAGCAUGGCUGAGCCGACGGGAGACUCUUGUUUUCAGGAAUGA
This is a messenger RNA of Clonostachys byssicola, 1224 nucleotides long. NCBI's taxonomy places the organism in Eukaryota, Fungi, Ascomycota, Sordariomycetes, Hypocreales, Bionectriaceae. The record is from the annotation of a GenBank genome assembly.